Molecule: messenger RNA, 780 nt
Organism: Lichtheimia ornata
Lineage: Eukaryota; Fungi; Mucoromycota; Mucoromycetes; Mucorales; Lichtheimiaceae
Exons: 5
Coding region: 1-780 (259 amino acids)
Biological process (GO): GPI anchor biosynthetic process
Cellular component (GO): endoplasmic reticulum
Molecular function (GO): N-acetylglucosaminylphosphatidylinositol deacetylase activity
Source: RefSeq, a predicted model, not a curated record
AUGCUGCCAUUCCUAAGUGCUUUGCUGCUGAUUACGUUUUUUAUAUACACAUACCAUGUUCUUGCAAGUUUUCACCAGCGUCAACCGAUUGCAACAAGGAAUGCGCUUAUUGUAACUGCUCAUCCUGACGAUGAGUGCAUGUUUUUCGGUCCCACGAUAAGGGCGCUGAGCUCUUCGAAACAUCGUCUUCACGUUCUUUGUUUGUCUACUGGUAAUGCAGAUAGGCUGGGCGUCGUGCGAAAGAAGGAGCUUACUCAAAGCUGUCAGGUGCUUGGCAUUCCUGCAUCCAAUACGAGAGCAAUCGAUCAGCCGGAAUUACAAGAUGGCAUGCUCAAUGCUUGGCCGCCGGAGGCUGUUUCAAAGCAGAUCAGGGCCUAUGUUAGCAAGCAUAAUAUUGAUACAAUAAUCACGUUUGACGAAUAUGGCGUUUCGGGCCAUCCCAACCAUAUUGCCGUAUAUCAUGGAGCAAAACAUUACGUCACAGAGAACCAGGAUAUUCUCCUUUACAAGCUCGUAUCUAUUCGGUUGCCACGCAAAUAUAUUGGGGUUCUUGAUUUGCUCUUGGUGCAAGUCGAGAAAAGGCUCUGGCCUACGUUUGAAAGAGCAGCAGUGUUCGUCUCAUCUCCAGGCGACUAUUUUGUCACACACAAGGCUAUGCGACAACAUGUUUCACAACUUGUAUGGUUUCGAUGGCUUUAUGUAACAUUCUCGAGAUACAUGUUUAUAAACCAGCUUAUGGCAGUAAACCCUGCGGGUCGUUGCAGCUCCAAAGAGGACUAA